Molecule: messenger RNA, 1341 nt
Organism: Cannabis sativa
Lineage: Eukaryota; Viridiplantae; Streptophyta; Magnoliopsida; Rosales; Cannabaceae
Exons: 1
Coding region: 183-1103 (306 amino acids)
Source: RefSeq, a predicted model, not a curated record
AUAUAUUUGUGUUGUUCAGACUUUAAAUUUCAAUACUCUUCUUUCUCUCCCAACCACUUAUAUAUAUACAUAUUUAACUCUCUCAAUCCAUUUCAAAUCAAAACACCGUCCAAAUUUACAAGGUUGAUUCGAUUCGGUGUUUGUUAUUUAGCUUUGAGGAGUUUGGAUUGAAUUUGAAGAAAAUGCAAGCGAGUUUAGUUUCACAGAGUGAAAAUUGGAUGGGUUUUUCAAUGGAUUAUGAUGAAAUUUCAUCGAAAAUGACACAUGAUUUUAGGGCAAAGCUGAAAUUUGAGGAGGAGGAGGAGUUGCGGAGCGAAGGUGUUGUUGUUGUUGAUGAAGAGAAAGCUGAUCAUGGAGAAGAAUUAGAGGUAGAAGAGGAAGAGGAAGAGGAAGAGGAGGAAGAAUUUUCUUUUGCGUGUACGAAUCCAGAUGGAUCGCCGAUUUCUGCUGACGAUUUGUUUCAGGACGGUCAGAUCCGACCGAUUUUCCCUAUUUUUGAUCAAUCUCUACUGUUUGCGGACGGUGAAGAUGGCGCUAGCGGUACCGAUGAUUCGUCUCUUCGUCUUCCGUUAAAGAAACUCUUCAUUGAAGAAAGAUCUCGUUCUUCUUCUUCAUCGUCUUCUUCCUCCGAUGCCGACGAAUUGGAGGCGCUUCCUCCCGGUACUUACUGCGAAUGGUCCAAAAAGGCGGUGGAAGCUUCACCUGAGAUGAACAAGAAGAGUAACUCCACAGGCUUCUCGAAGCUAUGGAGAUUCAGAGAUUUGGUUGUACGGAGCAGUAGCGAUGGCAAAGACGCUUUCGUGUUCCUAAACCCUAAUUCCACUAACAACGCGCCAAAGCAAAGCGUGGAAUCGAUUAAGAAAACGGCAAAAGCUGAGAAGAAAGCGGCGCCAGGAGGAGUAGAGGCUGCGACGAUGGUCAAAGGAAAAGUCAAAGCUAAGGCAAAGAGAGGUGAAACGGCGUCGUCGGCUCACGAAAGAUAUUACGUAAGGAAUAAAGCUAAGGAAGAUAAUAAACACAAGUCGUAUUUGCCUUACAGGCCAGGUGUCGUUGGCUUUUUCACCAAUGUGAACGGUUUAAGCAGAAAUGUUCAUCCUUUCUAAUUAAUUUUAAUUAAAUUUUUUUUGGGGGUGGUUCAAAAUUUUAGAAUAUUAUUAUAUUUAUUAAUUAAUUUUAUGUAAAUGAUUGGAGAAUACUAAUGUUGUUGUCUUUAGGGAUUAAAAAAAAAAUGUGUUAUUUAGACAUAUGGGCAAAAUCAUAAGUAGCCUUUCUUUGUCUAACAAUACUUUUGUUUUGUACACACAAAAUGCAAAUAGAUCUUUUUAUCUUUGCUUUUUCAAA